Portunus trituberculatus (swimming crab) is the source of this 3323-nucleotide messenger RNA. RefSeq names its product homeotic protein distal-less-like. Gene Ontology annotation, biological process: regulation of transcription by RNA polymerase II. Bases 1718 to 2641 code for a protein of 307 amino acids. The record is from RefSeq and is a predicted model, not a curated record. Lineage: Eukaryota; Metazoa; Arthropoda; Malacostraca; Decapoda; Portunidae. The transcript is spliced from 4 exons. Gene Ontology annotation, molecular function: RNA polymerase II cis-regulatory region sequence-specific DNA binding; DNA-binding transcription factor activity, RNA polymerase II-specific.
ACAGUGGUGCGAGGUGAUGGAGCGAGACGGACGUGCCGGUGGCAGGCGUGUUUACUUUUGCCGCUUUUCGCCCACCACCAUGAUUAGGGAGACGUGAAGCGUUCAAUUUGCAGGAGUUAAGGCUUGAAUACUACCGUGUGUGUGCGUGCGUGUGUGUGUGUGUGUGUGUGUGUGUGUGUGUGUGUCUGUGUGUGUAUACGCUUUGUUUUUGGGAGGAACAAGUGAAGAGAAGAAUUUCCAUCAUCUAGAGGGCAGAAAUAACACCUCGCAUGCCAGGGAACGAGGGACUGCGAGUCAGUGGUGGGAGGACAGGCAUAGCACAGGAGGCGCCCUGCCGCGUGGGUUUAGUGGUCGCCGCCCUCGCUCGCUCCCAGCCGCCGGGACUCCAAACUGGCAAUGUAAUCGUGAAAAUACAAAGAAAACGAAUUGCUGAUAGAGAUAAGAUUGUGGUGACUUAUGGAAACCGACGCCAGGGUCUUCUGUGGCAGGGCGGAUAUUAUAUAUGCAAAGGGCAGCGUUACGUAUAAAGGUAGGCAGGUAGGCAGGUCGUGCCCAUCCUGGCUGGCGGUGGUGGGCGGGAGGUGCGCCUUAAAUGGAGAGGCUUGCAUGGGACCGCUUCUGUAUUACGUUUUGAUGAAAAGAGCAAAGGGACCCAAUACAUUCAGAGUCAAAGGCUUACAAGAGACGACCCCGCCUCCCUUGUCCUCGUCGCCACACGUCGCUAGACUCGCCGCCCCUCCGUCAGCCUGGGUAGGGUGGCUGCCACGCCCGCGCUGCUGUCACUCUGCCGACAAGCACACUCUCAUCACGCUUAGUGUCAGCCGGAAUUCAUUACCUACAUUUGAUUAAAAAAUGAUUAAAUGAAGACGUGGUGCAAACCGGCCAGGCUGGUGCAACAAAGGUGGACUGUGUGGGAGGAGUCUGGAGCGGCCAUAAAGUUGAUGAACGAGAGGAGUACACAAGGAGGCGGGGCCCCGGCGAGUGCAGCCACUCAAGGCAGGUUUCUAGUCUCGCUCGGGAGGAGUUGGUGCGUGAUUGGCUGUUGUUAUCGGUGGAGGCGGAGUCUCUUGCUGUCUAGUGUGUGUACCUGUUGUAAAGGAAGUAUUAAGCCUUGUCAGGAAUUACAUGUCAGUCUGGUGGACUUUGCCGUGAGUGUUACACGCGCGUGUAUGUAACAACGUUACGGCUGCAUAAACUAGCCUGCCAGCGCCUGCAGCAUUGCGUGGGUGCAGCUGAGUGACAGGGGAGUGUGCGUGUGCGUUCCCUCCCCCUGGCCUGCGUGGCCCGCCCGCCCCACCACCCGCAGCGGCCGCGUGCUGGUUGGACCCUAGGGAGGCCCUAGCCCCUGGGCACGUCGUCCCGGGCCGCCCGCCUUGCCACGCCCCCGUGUACCCCGCCACCCGCGCCCACAUGGCCGCCGCUGCUGCCCCGCCCGCGCCUGCCGCUGCCUGACCCACAUGCUAGUAAACCCUUCGCCACAAUUUUGCUGUGCUUGUCGCUGUUGCUGUGCCAUGCGGGAGCCCGCCUUCGGGCUGUGGUAGUGUGGGACAGUGGUAGUGUGGUGACUGUGGUGACUGUGGAGAAGUGCAUCCUCUCAGCCAUUGCCAAGGUGGGAGAGCCACCGAGAACAACCGGCGGACCUGAUGGCGGGGUAAGCGCUAGCGCGCCCUUCCUUCGGCCGCCGCCAUCCACCUCCUCCUGUGCUCGCCUCCAGACCAUGACGAUGACUACGCCACCCUAUGCACAGCCCCUCGGGUACCAGCAGGCCCCGCAGUACAAUACUCCCGGGUAUGGCUUCCCGCCCAUGUACCAGGGGUCCUAUGGCUACCACAUGGGGCCAUACGCACCCGUGCAGUGUCCCUCGCCGCCCAGAGACGAUGCGUGGUACAAACACUACAAGCACGAGCUGGAUGGGGUGCGGGUCAACGGCAAGGGCAAGAAGAUGAGGAAGCCACGCACCAUCUAUUCUUCCCUCCAGCUGCAGCACCUCAACAAGAUCUUUCAGAGGACCCAGUACCUCUCCCUGCCAGAACGCGCGGAACUGGCCGCCUCCUUAGGGCUAACCCAGACUCAGAUCAAAAUAUGGUUCCAGAACCGUCGUAGUAAAUACAAGAAGUUAAUGAAGGCUGCUCAGACUGGAAGUGGGCCCAGCACGCCCAUGGGGGCUCCCAUCACCCCAGGAUCACCCCUAGCAGGAUCCCCGCUGGAGGGAUCUUCGCCCCUCGGGCAGCCCCUCCCCUCAUCAACCCCGCAGAGCAUCUCACCGACGCCGCCCGCGGCCCAGAGUCCCCCCUCCUCCCACCCAUACACCAGCAUGGCCGCCGGCAGCACUCCUCACGGGGCCUCCUCCCAGGGACCCUCGCCCUCGGGGUCAUCUCAGCAGCAGCAGCAGCAGGGUCCCUCGUCACAGACUCCGUCACAACAGUCAUCACAGCAGCAGCAGUCCAGCCACAGCUCCUCCUCCCAGGCGGCGACGCCCGUAGGAGAACAUCUGCCCCCAUCGCUCCCUUCUUCCCUUCCUCCCUCGGCCUCAUCCCCCGGACUGGCUGGCCACCCCUGGGGAGACAUGAAACCCCCCGUCACCAUGCCCUACAUGUACUCGUGGUACAACGCCGAUAACCAGCACAACCUCCUGACUUAGGUGGCCCCGAUCCACCACACCCAACCCACCCCACCCCACCCGCCUCUGCCAGGCCAACCUCGCUCUCCCGGACCUGAAGCUCCGCCACACGGCGCUGUCAUCUCUCAUGGUGACACGAAGGGAGGUUCCUCAUCAGCUAGCCGCUCCCUCGCACGGCUGCUGAGCGGCGCCACGUGUGGCUCACCAUCGGUUGGGGCUCACUGUCACCUUAACCAAAGAUUCAUUAGUAUCGUACCUAAGUUACCUUGACCUUCUGGAUGACAGUGCCCAGGACAAUCGCCGUGCCUGCGAUGAGGAUCCUCAUCAAUAGGGGAAGGGCAGAGGCUCCGUCGAUACAUGUGAAAACAGUGACCAGAGCAGUGCCGCCCUGGCGUAUGAGUGAAGCUGAGAAUGUUAAGUGACGCAACGCUCGGUGAGGAGUGAGUAGGGCGCACGAUGUCGGAAGUGAAGGGUAACAUCAGAAACUCUUUCCGCUCCUCCGUCACUUGUUAUACAGUGAGUGGAGGCGAUCCUGGCCAGGGCGAGAACCAACUAGACAAAAUAAGAGUGUAUCCAGCUUUAAUAUUUAUGGAGGAAGAUCUCACACACACACACACACACACACACACACACACACACACACACACACACACACACACACACACACACACACACACACACACACACACACACACACUUCAGU